Molecule: messenger RNA, 1023 nt
Organism: Medicago truncatula (barrel medic)
Lineage: Eukaryota; Viridiplantae; Streptophyta; Magnoliopsida; Fabales; Fabaceae
Exons: 1
Coding region: 1-1023 (340 amino acids)
Biological process (GO): cell surface receptor signaling pathway
Source: RefSeq, a predicted model, not a curated record
AUGCUAGCAAAUUUGGUCCAGCUGGCCGACAAAGUAGCGAAAGCAGCAGAGAAGGCAAUCCCGUUCAAACAAGAAUGUGGGGAUAUCAGAUCCAAAGUGGAGAAACUCUCCGAUCUUCUACGGCAGGCAGCGAUGAUCACCUACGAACUGUAUGAGCCUCCGACUCGGCAUAUCUUCUGGGACACACUAAAUAUACUUAACAAGGCUCUUUCCUUGCUUCUCAAGAAGCGCAUAUUCAUCAUCAUCCCCGUCUCCGCUUUUAGCAAAACUUCCACCAAACUUCAAAAUUCCAUUGGCAACUUUUCCUGGCUCUUCCGUAUCUCCUCCCUCCACGACGAUAACCAGUAUAUCGGCCUUCCUCCCAUAGCCGCAAAUACUGGCAUGAUUUACCACAUUUGGGAACAGAUGGCCAUCCUCCGUACCGGCUCCCCGAAGGAUCGUUCGGACGCCGCCGCUUCACUUAUGUCACUAGCAGACGACAUCAACUUUUACACAUGUAUAAUCAUCCUGGAAGGAGGGGUGGUUCCCAUUUUGAAGUUGAUGAAAGAAGGGAACACAAAAGAAGGAAAACAAACUGCUGCAAGAGCCAUUGCUCUUUUCGUUUCUGACAUAGCAGCGGACAAGCAAGUUGUCUCCUUCAUUUGCGAACAAAUUUCCAUCCUUCAUACUGACUCGUUGGAGGAUCGUUCUGAUGCAGCCGCAUCCCUCGUAUUUCUAGCAAAUGAAAGCGACCGUUAUGGGGAGAUGAUCAUCGAAGAAGGAGGAGUAGGGCCCCUUUUGAAAUUGAUGAAGGAAGAAGGGAACUAUCAAGGCAGAGAGAAUGCUGCAAAAGCCAUUCGUAUACUCAAACCCAUCAACUCUGCCAUUAUACUCAACACAAACGCAACCAUCGGCACACAGGAGGAUUUAAGUCUAUGUACAAACAUACGCACUCCGGUCCAUUUCAUAAGAGAGAAACGAAUCAAUAAACAUAAUGUAUUUGGGAAACUUUAUGAAUCAAAUCAAAUAUCUGAAAUUGUAUAG